GAAUGGGAAUGGGAAUGUUGAGAAGCUCUCAUCAGCCGAUAUGCCCGAGGGAACAGCACUGCUCGGAAUGGUCUCGGCAUUAUAUGAAGUAUUGUCUCUGCAAUUUGAAAGAUGGAGUGUCCUUAUCACUGGGUUUAGUGAGUGUCAUCAGUUGGGGUGUUGCUGAAAUUCCUCAAAUCAUCACCAAUUACAAACAAAAAUCUGCAGAGGGACUCUCGCUCGCCUUCCUCUUCACUUGGAUUGUCGGAGAUCUUUUCAACCUUUUUGGCUGCUUGCUGGAACCAGCUACUCUUCCAACACAAUUCUACAUGGCAAUAUUAUUUACAAUAACUACCUUGGUUCUUACUGGUCAAACGAUAUACUACGGCCACAUCUAUCAUCGCCUGAAAUCCAAUAAACAAAGCCACAAGCUUGCCCCAGCUGAGGCAGUAGAGAAGAAAAGAUCGUGUGGUAGUGUUGUUGCCAAGAAACAAGACUACAAUGAAGACGGAGGGGGAAAUGCAACCAAUGUCUUUGUGUCAGGAAUUGCUCCAAGUUCACCCAUUCCUCUUCCAGGGCUUCCGUGUUAUAGUUCCAUGGAAGGAGAAUUAUACUACAUAAUAUUAAGUCCUGUAGUUUGUCCUAUUGGGAAAACUAACAGGUUAUCAUUGAAUAAUUCUUUUUUGUCACUGGAAUUGCAGGUAAGCAGUAGUUUAUUGCAAGAAACUGGGAGCACAGGGAGCAGUAAAAUUGGGACCAUCCUUGGUUGGGGAAUGGCAGCCAUCUACAUGAGCGGGCGGCUUCCACAAAUUUGCUUAAAUAUUAGAAAGGGCAAUGUUGAGGGGCUUAAUCCAUUAAUGUUUGUUUUUGCUCUGGGUGGGAAUAUAACAUAUGUAGCAAGUAUACUUGUGAGCAGCUUGGAAUGGUCAAAAAUUAGUGCAAAUCUGCCAUGGCUGGUGGAUGCUGGAGGAUGUGUGCUUCUUGAUACUUUUAUACUAAUGCAAUUCAUCUAUUUCCACUCUCGAACACCGCAAGAUGCCAAGGGUCAAAAUUCGAACCAUUCUUAAAAGACAACGGAACAUAAUGCUUCCCAGGGCAUCUCUUUGCAACUUACCUAUGCAAUAACACCCAUUUACGGAGCUGAUGUGAAUGAAGCCCUUGUUGUGGCCUUUCUAACCAGACCGAACAAUGGACAUCUGAACUUGAAAGUUCUCCUGGCUUUCCUUUGAUGGAAACCACUCUUGAUUUUGUUUUGUUCAGAGAUGAUUUAGCUGUUGCAAUUGCUUUUAAUAUUUUUGUUUGAUGUACAGAGCAGGACAUAUUUCUCUCUGUUCAGUUUCUUUUCAAAGCAAAUGUAGAAUUUUAUUUUUGUUGUUGAUACUCUUUUCUUUUGUGUUCUUUCGAGAGUUGUAGAAUGGUUGCUGACAUUAUAUUAUCUAUCAGCUAAAUCUGCAGAAACUUUGUUUUGCAAAUAUAAUUUCAGUGUUCUAUUAUUUUUUGCUGUUGAGUGCAAUUUAU
Molecule: messenger RNA, 1497 nt
Organism: Camellia sinensis
Lineage: Eukaryota; Viridiplantae; Streptophyta; Magnoliopsida; Ericales; Theaceae
Source: RefSeq, a predicted model, not a curated record